AUGGAGAAAGAUCCAGGGUAUGUACUGGUUCGGGACAUGCACGCUUCGAUUCGGCUCAAUCUGCAGCAUUAUCUCUGGAAAGAUGGGCUAGGGUAUCUUUUGCACCCAUCGAUUCCUCUUCCGCCCCCAGAGACGAAUUAUCGGAUUGCUGAUCUAGGGACCGGUACCGGAAUCUGGGCUUUGGAUCUUGCUCGGCAACUCCCAUCCACAGUUCAAAUAUGCGGUUUCGAUAUCUCCUCCGCUCAAUUUCCACAUCCAAAUUACCUACCCUCGAAUGUGAAAUUAGAAGUUAUGGAUAGUCUCCAAGUUGAACCUCCUGAAGAGUUGUUAGAAAGCUUCGAUAUCGUGCAUUUACGUCUUUGGCUUGGUGUUGUGAUGAAUGGAGACCCGAGUGCAGUUCUUACUCAUGCAUUGAAAUUGUUACGUCCGGGAGGAUGUAUUCAGUGGGGUGAAUUUGAUCCAAAUCGCGGUAUCGCUGAGGGACCAAAUGGCGAAGAGGCACCACAUGUCGCUAAGAUCCUUAAUGUGCAGGCAAAGAUCAAAGAUCUCAGGUGGAUUCCAGCUCUCCCUAAAUUAUUUGCACAAUAUGAUCUAGAAGAUAUCAAGGAGGAUUUUGCAUUCGAGCAAUCAUGGCAGUCAAAGAUGAUAGCGGAUAGUUCUUGUGCUGUUGUGCAAGAAAUGGCGAAUAAUGGGAGUCGGUUUGUUAUGGAAAAGUUGGAGAGGGUGGGUGUGGAUGUUCCGAAGGCGUAUGAGGAGGUCUGUGGAGGCGCGAGACUUACCCAGCCGUUUUGUGUGACGGUUGGGAGGAAACCAAUUAAGAUGAGUGUCUGA
This is a messenger RNA of Botrytis deweyae, 831 nucleotides long. RefSeq lists its product as uncharacterized. The record is from RefSeq and is a predicted model, not a curated record. The coding region runs from base 1 to 831 and encodes 276 amino acids. The transcript is spliced from 5 exons. Lineage: Eukaryota; Fungi; Ascomycota; Leotiomycetes; Helotiales; Sclerotiniaceae.